AUGAGCGGAGUGUCCACUUCAGUGAUUUCACAAAGCCUUGCUUCUCCUGUUGAUGAUAGAGAUACUACCAGUAUGGACCACUCAGCUCUGUUUGCCGCACUUGAUGACCCAGUGCCAACCACCAACUGGACUGUUUCCAAGCAUCAGCUAUUGGAAAUGGUGUUGAUGGCCAAGGCAGAUUUGGAAACUGUCAAGACUUUUUAUGGAUUUUUCCCAGAAGCAUUGACCAAACAACUCUUUCGGAACGUCCUGAAAUGUGGAGCCAAGCCAGGAGUGGUUGGUUUUCUUGCCACAAUUCGUCCUGACUUGGUUGAUGACAAUGCUUUUGUGUUUGCGGUGAAUCAAGGACCAGGACCCAAUAGACCCACCGACAAGGAAAUUGUCACAAUGGCGAAUAUCAAUCCAGAAAUGUUGAUGCCUACGGGUCAAAACUAUGUGAUGUCCAAUUGCUUGUGCUCUGUCCUGAACUGGAAGUACAGCCUGGAAUUAACUCAAAGUCUUUUCAAAAUGAUUGCGGGCAAAACAAAAGAAAUUGAAUUUCCCUGUGACUUUUUCAAUGAUAUCGAUAUUUUCCCCUGGGUUGUCGUUGAUGAAAAUGCCAGCACAAAACGGGCAUCAUUUGAUAAAGAAGCUCUCAAGGGAAUGGAUCCAAUGCUGGACAGCACCAACCUGCAAAAUGUUCUUAACUGGUGUGGCAAUUGGGAAUUGGAUGCAUUUUUGGAGUUUCUCCGGAAAGUCCUCUCCAACGUUAGCCUUUGCAAUUUAUUUCUUUUGAACUUCCCAGAGCCCUCACAAGACCAAGAGGGAAAACCAAGCUUCUUUGCCUCAGAGUCAUUCAAUCAAGUGCUGUCAAAGUGCAAGAUACAGAAAUUGCGGAUAUCUGUGAAACAAAAUGAUCCUCUCGCUCUUGAGUUCAUGAAAUGUUGCCUAAUUCGGAUGCCAUCUCUGAAACAUUUGAGUGUAUGUGUUGAUUCUGAUAUUGCUGCUUCCAAAGCAACACCUGUAAUUGGCCAUAUCCUACGCAGUAACUCGCAGUUUGACACCUUGACUAUUCGAGCAACAAGUGACGCAACGGGAAAAGGACUGGAUCCCAUCCUGAGUGCAUUGGAGAAUAACCAAACGUUGGAAAGUUUCAACUAUCGACAAGGUGGCGCUCAACCCGAAAGGUUCAAAAGAUACCAGGACAUUCUAGCGGUUGUUCUCCAAAGCUCCAAUGAAACACUGGGCGACGCCAACUUUAGUGAUGGUUGCACUGAUGAAGAUCCAAGAGGCAAUCUUCGCAGUGGUCUGCAUCCAAGUGAACACUUGCUGCCCUUCUACACAGCCCUCAAUUGGAUUGGGCGCAAGGAAGCAGGUGAUCCAGAAACCACCAUUGCAAAUUUCGUCUGUUUGCUGGCGGGAGUGACAGUCAAGGAGGGCAGAAUUUUCUUUGAUGAGGAUCGGACCCACAACCCUGCCACAACUGAAGAUAUCUCCAACAUUUUGUAUGGACUCCUUCGUGAAAACCCAGCCAUCUGGAGUAAACACACAAAGAGUGGAAGCAAACGAAAGCAUUGUGUCCUGUCAUGA
Molecule: messenger RNA, 1569 nt
Organism: Seminavis robusta
Lineage: Eukaryota; Bacillariophyta; Bacillariophyceae; Naviculales; Naviculaceae
Source: the annotation of a GenBank genome assembly